CGCUUCCAAAAAGCAAAUCUACUUAUGUUUUAAGGACCUAAUAAUCUCGCUCCGUAAGGUGGACUUCAACAGUCUGGCGCGGUGCGGCGCGGUUCCGUUGAUUGCCGUACAUCGUCCCGCAUCACGCUCCUGGCCGUGCUCCCCGCGAAGCCCGCAGUCUCAGAUCCCUCGUUCCCUGUCCAUUUAUACAACAGGAAAUCGUCUAUCUGCUCCCUCUCCCCGCCUCCGUUUCCCCUCUUCUUUGCCUGUUUGCUCCCACUGGCGGUGCACUUCCAGCUGCAUCCAGUCGUCUUCUCUGCGAUCAGAAGGUAAAAUGAUGGAUGGAACGGAGAAAGGAAAUUCUGAUAAAAAACUGUAUGCACGAAUGCGCUUGUGGGAAUUUGCAGACAAAUAUAUCUUUGAACCAAUUGAUAAUGCCAUUGCUGAUUCUUAUUUAUCAAUCAGCCGGGCAGAUGGAUCAAUGGCUUUAAUUGGAGAGCUUCCACAGUGUGGACAAAUGCAAUCACCAAAGGUUCGCCUUGUUUUUGGUGUUAUUGGAAUGCUUAGGCUUAUAGCAGGGGCUUAUCUGUUUGUAAUUACGAGUCGUGAAUGUGUUGGAACUUACUUGGGUCACCCUAUUUACAAAGUCUCAACCCUUGAAAUUUUGCCUUGCAACAUGUCUGUUGAUAGUUCCUCUGUCGAACAGAAAAAGAUGGAGGCUGAAUUCUCAACCCUCUUAUAUGCUGCUGAAAAGACCCAUGGUCUCUAUUUCUCUUAUGAAGUCAACUUGACUCUCUGUGCUCAGAGGCUACAUGAAUUAGGUGGCGAGUCUAAGCUUCCGCUUUGGAGACAGGCCGACCCCAGAUUUCUUUGGAAUGGUUACAUGUUGGAAGCACUCAUUGAUAACAACUUAGAUCCAUACCUACUUCCUGUCAUGCAAGGAAGUUAUCAGCAUUUUGAAGCAGCUCUCGGUACAAAUAUCAUUGAUGUAUCCCUUAUUGCACGCAGAUGUACAAGGAGGACAGGUACCCGUAUGUGGAGAAGAGGAGCUGAUUUAGAAGGUUAUGUUGCAAACUUUGUUGAAACUGAACAGAUUUUGCAGGCUAAUGGGUUCACAGCAUCCUUUUUGCAAGUUCGGGGGUCCAUACCUUUAUUAUGGGAACAGAUUGUGGAUCUCACAUAUAAGCCUCCAUUUCAAAUUGUGCAACCUGAUGAGGGGCCUCGUGUAGCUCGGCGCCACUUUAUGGAUCUUGUCAAAAGAUAUAAUUCUGUCAUAGCUGUUAAUCUAGUAAAUAAGCAUGGUGGCGAGGGACGUCUAAGUGAAAGAUUUGCACAAGCUAUGGAGACUAUUAGUAAUGAUAUCAUAAGAUAUGUACAUUUUGACUUUCAUGCAAUAUGCGGACAUAUCCAUUUUGAGCGGCUCUCUCUCCUUUAUGAUCAAAUUGAGGAUUUUUUGAAAAAAAAUAGCUACUUUCUCUUAGAUGUUGACGGUGAGAAGGUCCAGGAGCAAUCUGGUGUUGUAAGAACAAAUUGCAUUGAUUGUUUGGACCGGACAAAUGUUACACAGAGCAUGAUUGGUGGGAAGAUGUUAGAAAGCCAGCUUAAACAAAUUGGAAUAUUUGGUGAUGCUGAUGCUCUCAGUGCUUAUUCUGUUAUUGAUACAUGCUUUAAGAAAAUGUGGGCUAAUCAUGGAGAUGACAUCAGCAUCCAGUACUCUGGAACUUCUGCUUUGAAAGGAGACUUUGUCAGGUUUGGGAAAAGGACUAUUGAAGGAAUUGUUAAAGAUGGUAUUAAUUCCUUAGUUCGGUAUUACCUUAACAACUUCGCAGAUGGGAUUAAGCAGGAUUCCACCGAUCUAUUACAAGGACAUUACAUUUUGUCAACCAGUCGAGGUCUGGCUUCUCCAUCACAGCCUGUUGGUCUGGGGGCCUUUGCGUCUAUGAGAGUUGCUUCUGGAGUGGUUUUGGCCGGAGUUAUGUUUGCCAUGCUGUCAGUUAGACAAGCUCAAUAUGAUCGUCGACAUCUUCUAUACGCUCUAUUCUGGGUAAGCCUUAGCAUCGGAGCAGCGUCAGUUGUAAAAGCUUAUGGCCGAAUGUUCACAAACAAGCCUCGCCUAUUCAUUUCUCGUCAUUAACAAUAAAAGAAUUGCAAAGCCGUGAACUUAAAGCUGCUGUCUCCAAUCCUUCUUAGCCUCUUUCCACGCUCAAUGAGGAACUCGGAGCAUCCAGUAAUUGUAACAAUUUACAAUUUCUUUUAACACUGAUGUCUUUUUCGCUGCUUAUUCAUAUAUUAUCUUCAUUCUUUUAGUUUGAGAAAAUGUUUUCUUGAUUCUGUAUGUCACGAGUUUUUUUUUUCAAAUCAACCAGAAGUUGCGAUUCUGUUGUUCUUUUUGGCCGUUUAAUCACCCAAUGAGAAUAAAUUACUGAUCGUUGAAACGUGGUGAUCA
Molecule: messenger RNA, 2425 nt
Organism: Dendrobium catenatum
Lineage: Eukaryota; Viridiplantae; Streptophyta; Magnoliopsida; Asparagales; Orchidaceae
Product: phosphoinositide phosphatase SAC7
Exons: 21
Coding region: 314-2113 (599 amino acids)
Biological process (GO): phosphatidylinositol dephosphorylation
Cellular component (GO): endoplasmic reticulum
Molecular function (GO): phosphatidylinositol-4-phosphate phosphatase activity
Source: RefSeq, a predicted model, not a curated record